AUGCGGAUGUUACUCACUUGGAGCGUCGUCGCUGCAUUCUUCCUGGGGCGAGUCGCCGCAGGUCUCCCCUCCAAAAUAUAUGGAGUGAACCUGGGUUCGUGGUUGGUAUUGGAGCCAUGGAUGCUCCCCCAAGAAUGGACCGAUAUGGGAGGACAAAUCUGCAGCGGGCCGUGCUCCGAGUGCAUCGGCUCCGAAUUCUCGUUUGUGGAGGCUUACCCCGAUACCGCUGACGCGAAAUUCCAACAGCACUGGGAGACUUGGUUCACCCAGGACGACGUCAAUGACCUCGCAAGCAAUGGUAUAAACACUGUUCGCGUUCCAUUGGGCUACUGGAUCAUCGAGUCCCUCGUCGACCGGAAGACCGAGUUCUUUCCCCGCGGUGGUAUAAAACAGUUGCAACGUGGCUUGAAGCAGCUGAAAGCGGCUGGCAUUAACGCCAUCCUAGACCACCACGCGCCACCUGGUGUUCAAGAUGCGAAUCAGGCUUUCACAGGCCACUGUACGACGGAUGUCGAGUUUUAUACUCCGUACAACUAUCAGCGAGCGCUCGUUUGGACGGCCGUCAUGACCGCUCUCUCGCACCUCGACUCCAAUUUCGACUCUGUCUUCGCUAUAGAAGCUGUCAACGAGCCGAUCAUGGACGCAACCCAAACUCCCGGAUACGGUGAUUUCCAACAGAACUUUGUGCAGACCAUCCGCGCCGUUGAGUUCAUCCUGGGCGUCGGCGACCCUAUCCUCGAUCUCUCGGCUAACCUGGCCGCCUCGAGUCAGAACGUUACUGCAGCUAUCUCCGCGACUGUCAAUAGCUCUCACGAGAUCAAUCCUGAGGUCAAGGCUGCUAUCCUUGCGUCCAUCCCAAUCCUUACCGAGCUCAGCUUUGAGAUGGGCUUCAACUUACUCCUCAGCGCUUUGAAUAGGAAGAAGGACCCUCUCGUCGCGAACUUCAUGGACGUCAACUGGCAGUACAACGACCCUCCGAAUCCUGCUGACGUUACUAUCGGUCCCACGGGCUACGACAACCAUUUGUACUAUAGCUUCGGUGGUGUUGCCGACGCGAAUGAGGAGGCGUACAUGAUCAGCAUCUGCAACCUUCAGCGGGUACAAGCCGACGCCGCACUCGGAGACUCUCCGCUCUGGUUUGGCGAGUGGGGUCUCCCUACCCAAUUCAAUGCCACCGAUGAAUUCCUCUACGAGUGGGCCGACGCACAGAAGCUCAUGUACUCCCAGGGCAAGGGCUGGAUCUUCUGGAACUUCAAGACAGAGAUAUCCGAGCUCGCAGGAGAUCUUUCCCGCCAGUGGUCCUACUUGGAGGGCGUGAAGCUUGGAUACCUAACGAAGGACCCCUCGAAGCUUAACGAUCCUAAUGUUUGUGCUCCAUAUGUCGGCAGGACGUACACUAGCACGUCUACAAGCGCCUCUGCAAGCUUUACAUCGACGAGCGAACCUUCGGCCUCUGCUGCCUCGACCACUAGCGUUCUGGCCUCUACGACAUUUGUCCACAGUGCUUCACAGACUCGGAGCACCACCCAGGGCCCGAGCGCCCCCCAGGUUUCGAGCAUCCUCCAGAUCUCGAGCUCUGCAGAGGCCUCGAGAACCGCACAAGCUUCGAGCACCGCACAGGUUUCAAGCGUAACUCGAGCGUCAAGUACUUUCCAACCUUCCGGCGCCCCCCAGAUCUCGGGCCCUGCCACGGUUUCCAGCGCGGAGGCGGGGAUAGGGAGCAGAAUCGCUUCAGCUUGA
This is a messenger RNA of Dichomitus squalens LYAD-421 SS1, 1740 nucleotides long. Its product is annotated as glycoside hydrolase. The transcript is spliced from 11 exons. Bases 1 to 1740 code for a protein of 579 amino acids. NCBI's taxonomy places the organism in Eukaryota, Fungi, Basidiomycota, Agaricomycetes, Polyporales, Polyporaceae. The record is from RefSeq and is a predicted model, not a curated record. Gene Ontology annotation, molecular function: beta-glucosidase activity. Gene Ontology annotation, biological process: glucan catabolic process. Gene Ontology annotation, cellular component: extracellular region; cell surface.